Molecule: messenger RNA, 1181 nt
Organism: Scheffersomyces amazonensis
Lineage: Eukaryota; Fungi; Ascomycota; Pichiomycetes; Serinales; Debaryomycetaceae
Gene: IMP4
Product: snoRNA-binding rRNA-processing protein
Exons: 1
Coding region: 312-1166 (284 amino acids)
Biological process (GO): rRNA processing
Cellular component (GO): Mpp10 complex; nucleolus; small-subunit processome
Molecular function (GO): rRNA primary transcript binding; snoRNA binding
Source: RefSeq, a predicted model, not a curated record
AUUAUUAUUAUUAUUAUUAUUAUUGUUUGUAUUUUUCCUUUAUCUUUUUUUAGCUUAUGUUGUUGUCUCUUCUCCCUGCUUAUUACUAGUAUUAAUUAAUUUAACAUAUGAAUUGCACAUUGCACUUGUUAGCGCGCGCAGCAGCAGAAAGAAUGUCGUUCUUGUACUGAGGGGUGACAUUUUUUGUCGCUUUUGAAUCAAACGACAUGUGCACCUAUAAAAAAAUUAUGAGAUGAGUUCAGACAGACACUUGAGCUAAUAGAGCUAAUACUUGGACACAGACAUUUAGCUAAACACCUCUAACAAAAGGAAUGAUCCGGAAACAGGCCAGAGAACGAAGAGAAUAUCUCUACCGGAAAUCAGUAGAGUUACAAGAAUCGACCCUUACAGAAAAGAGACGACAAUUAAAGGCCGCAUUAGCAUCAGGGAAACCCUUAGCGAAAGACAUUGCUGAAGAUGAACAAUUACAGAAAGAUUUCAUAUAUGAUGAAAGUGAACAAGCACAAAUAGAUGAUGAGUAUGCUGCACUUAGUGGUAUAGCCGAUCCCAAAUUAGUCAUCACCACAUCUCGAGAUCCCAGUGUUAAAUUAUUACAGUUCUCUAAAGAGAUGAAACUCUUAUUCCCUAAUAGUCUUAAAUUGAAUAGAGGGAAUUAUGUGAUUCCUGAAUUAGUUCAAACAUGUAAUAGAGUAAGCAUUACUGAUUUAGUAAUUCUUCAUGAACAUAGAGGGGUACCUACAUCCCUCACUAUAAGUCAUUUCCCUCAUGGACCAACAGCUAUAUUUACUUUACAUAAUGUUAAAUUAAGACAUGAUUUAGCUAAUUUAGGUAAUAUGUCCGAAUCCUAUCCUCAUUUAAUAUUUGAAAAUUUUACAACAAAAUUAGGUAUGCGAGUACAACAGAUUCUUAAGCAUUUAUUUCCUCCCGGAGUUAAGAAGGAUCAAGGAAGUCGAGUUAUAACAUUUAUAAAUAAUGAUGAUUUUAUAAGUGUGAGACAUCACGUGUAUGUCAAGACCAAAGAUGGUGUAGAGUUAAGUGAAGUAGGUCCUCGGUUCGAAAUGAGACUCUACGAAUUGCGUUUAGGUUUACCAGAUAAUAAAGAUGCGGAUGUGGAAUGGCAACUCCGUAGAUUUAUACGUACAGCCAAUAGAAAAAACUAUUUAUAGAUUAUAAUAAAUAAG